GCUUGAUAUGCUGAAUAAACAGUUUUCACUGGUUAACAUUACGCUAACGGAAAACCAGACGAUAGAGUUCCUUGCUGAGGAAUACUACAGUAAUUUGGACAAAUUUCUUAAGUCCGUUCACUGCGACACCCUAUUCAACUUCGCCGGAUUACGACGGGUUCUGAGUUGGGCUGCGCAAGCAUCCCAGAAAUUCCGGAAUGUUUCGUUCGAGCUGAAAAAUGCCUCUUCGGGAAUCAAGGCCCAGAAGCCCCGAUGGGAAACGUGCGUCAGUGCAAUCAACAACAAAAUGCCUGAGAUCGCCGGCUACCUCUACGUCCAGCACAAGUUCAGCGGAAGAGCCAAGGAGGAGGUGGAGGACCUCGUCCGCAGGCUGACGGCAAUAUUCAACGAAACGAUUCAGAACAGCACCUGGAUGGACAAUCAAACUAAGUCUGUUGCAGAGGAAAAGUUGGCAAACAUGAUUACGAAAAUUGGAUAUCCAAGCAGGAUAUUAAACAAGACAUAUCUUGAGCAGCUCUAUCCAUAUGUGCCUAACCUAAAUUUGAGCAGCCCCUAUUUGGAGAUGUCUUACUACAUAAGCCAAAACAACUGGAAGCGAGAACUGCUGAUGUUGGGAAAGCCAUAUGACAAGAAUUCUGUUUGGUUGGUGGGCCCCACGGCUGUGAAUGCUUUUUACAAUCUAGCUGGCAACGAAAUGCUGUUUCCAUCCGCUAUACUGCAAGGCGUGUUCUACCAGCACGGUCUUCCACGUUCUCUUAACUUUGGAGCUAUUGGAAUGGUAGUUGGACAUGAAAUGACACACGGCUUUGACAACACAGGUGAAUAUAUUCGGAAAAGUAUCCUUGUAUAAUUAAGAAACCAUUAUGCAACCUUUGUCAUUGA
Molecule: messenger RNA, 882 nt
Organism: Dermacentor andersoni
Lineage: Eukaryota; Metazoa; Arthropoda; Arachnida; Ixodida; Ixodidae
Product: membrane metallo-endopeptidase-like 1
Biological process (GO): protein processing
Cellular component (GO): plasma membrane
Molecular function (GO): metalloendopeptidase activity
Source: RefSeq, a predicted model, not a curated record